Suillus subaureus is the source of this 771-nucleotide messenger RNA. RefSeq names its product nucleotide excision repair TFIIH subunit. NCBI's taxonomy places the organism in Eukaryota, Fungi, Basidiomycota, Agaricomycetes, Boletales, Suillaceae. The transcript is spliced from 5 exons. The record is from RefSeq and is a predicted model, not a curated record. Gene Ontology annotation, cellular component: transcription factor TFIIH core complex; transcription factor TFIIH holo complex. Bases 205 to 405 code for a protein of 66 amino acids. Gene Ontology annotation, biological process: nucleotide-excision repair, preincision complex assembly; nucleotide-excision repair; transcription initiation at RNA polymerase II promoter.
GUAUUACUCACGCGCCCAUCACCAGCCACUGCUUUCAGGCGCGCGUUUCACGGCAACGCUGAGAAGAAUUCUGCAUUCUUCUCAUUGACUACCAUUGGUGUUCCAUAGCUCGUUCUUGGGAAUAGCUCGCGCAUUGACCGGAUUGCGAAGGAGUGUGGAAAUUUGUGAGCUCUCCAGUCACAGAAGUGGUGCGGUCGCCCAAACAUGAGGGCCAUUAAAGGGGUGCUUUUAACUUGUGACUCGGCUGUCAAGCAAAUACUGCUCACAAUGAACGAGAAAGAUCCUUUCGUUAUUGAGGAUCUAGAUGAUUAUCAUUUGGUUAUCAAGGCAGACGAGGAAUAUAGAGUGAGGAGGGAGCUUGAAGCUGAGUUGGAGAAGAACACUUAUAGUCUAGAAACAAACUAGUCUUCACUCUGCAAUUGCUCCCUCAUCCCACAGCAUAAGUACUUGCCCUGCUGCAGCCUUUAGGUCUGUUUGUGACGUUGGGCAUAAUAUAUCGGAUUUGGUUCGACGUGGUACCUUACCGGUUGGGAUUCACUCAGGGCGCGUCGUUUCUGCACUACAAUGCAGAUCAUGGGGACCCAUAUCAGGUAGACGAAAAGGAAUUCUAUAUAAUGGGCCUUAUCUGUGCAGAGCAAUCUGCGAGAUAGCUGAUCUUCUCCAUUCACCCAUGCCAAAUCACAACGAAACUUUCCCUUCACUCAGGUGAAACACGAAUGCAUAUGUAUGCAACCAGCUCUGGUAGUGUAGUGUCGCCCUGUCACCCUUCUA